Tripterygium wilfordii is the source of this 638-nucleotide messenger RNA. Its product is annotated as photosystem II 10 kDa polypeptide, chloroplastic-like. The transcript has 5 exons. Gene Ontology annotation, biological process: photosynthesis. The record is from RefSeq and is a predicted model, not a curated record. The coding region runs from base 106 to 531 and encodes 141 amino acids. Lineage: Eukaryota; Viridiplantae; Streptophyta; Magnoliopsida; Celastrales; Celastraceae. Gene Ontology annotation, cellular component: photosystem II oxygen evolving complex; thylakoid membrane; photosystem II.
UCCAAAUCUCAGCCACAAAAGCUACAAUCAGUAUUCAUUGAUCACUAUUUGAUAUAUCAGAACACCAGUGCCACAGAGAGAGAGAGAGAGAUAAUUAUUGCAGUAAUGGCAUCCUCAGCAGUUAUAGGUUCACUUAGUCUGAAGCCAUCUCCUUUCACUGUAGACAAGUCAGCAGCAGUGAAAGGCUUACCCUCUCUUGCAAGAUCUACUGCUUCUUUAAGAAUUGUGGCCAGUGGUGGCAAGAAGAUCAAGACUGAUAAGCCCUAUGGAAUUAAUGGAACCAUGAACUUGCGUGAUGGCCUUGAUGCAUCUGGAAGGAAGGGUAAGGGAAAGGGGGUGUAUCAAUUUGUUGACAAAUAUGGAGCUAAUGUUGAUGGGUACAGUCCUAUCUACAACACUGAUGACUGGUCUCCAAGUGGUGAUGUUUAUGUUGGUGGAACUACUGGGUUAGCAAUAUGGGCAGUGACCCUAGCUGGGCUACUUGCAGGGGGUGCACUUCUUGUGUACAACACCAGUGCUCUGGUCCAGUAGAGCCUAUCUAUCUACUUGGCUAGCCACACUCUUAUUUUGUAUUGCAAUACCUGUGUAAUAUUUUGUAUGUCAAUUCUCAAUUUUUUUUUCCCUCUGUUGUCUUCUCA